Numida meleagris (helmeted guineafowl) is the source of this 5826-nucleotide messenger RNA. RefSeq names its product TNFRSF1A associated via death domain (gene TRADD). Gene Ontology annotation, biological process: positive regulation of canonical NF-kappaB signal transduction; extrinsic apoptotic signaling pathway. The coding region runs from base 147 to 1061 and encodes 304 amino acids. Gene Ontology annotation, molecular function: transmembrane receptor protein tyrosine kinase adaptor activity. The record is from RefSeq and is a predicted model, not a curated record. The transcript has 5 exons. NCBI's taxonomy places the organism in Eukaryota, Metazoa, Chordata, Aves, Galliformes, Numididae. Gene Ontology annotation, cellular component: tumor necrosis factor receptor superfamily complex.
GCACAGCGUAGCCGCCGCCCGGAGGUCCCCCGCUCACCCCUUCCCCCGCAGCCGCGGCGGGCGGUGCCUCGUUCCGUCGCUCACAGCCGCGCAGAGGCGGAAGCGGCGGCGCCGAGGCCGGGCGGCGGCGGCGGGAGGUCCUGAAGAUGGCAGGUAGCUCAGCUCCUUGGAUCGGCAGUGCUUACCUCUUCCUUCAGUCAACGUGCAAGACGAUCAUUCUGCCAAAUCUCUAUGAAAGCUCCCAGAAGAAGCCCUGCGUGUUCAAGGCUCUGAAGCUAGCAUUAGCAGACUCCACCGGCAGCGUGAACGGUGUGGACAUGCUCAAAGUGCACUGCAGCCACCCACAUCUGAUAGUCCAGCUCAAAUUCUGCAAGCAGGAGAACUGCCGCCGCUUCCUGCAGAGUUACCGGGAAGGAGAGCUCCAGAAGUCCCUCCAGAACCACCUCCAGGUCUCCUUGGCCAUGACCACGGUGCCUCUAGAAAUGGAGCUGAAGGCUGGCAAUGAGCACCUGGACAACAUGCUGAAGGAUGAAGAUCGCUGCCUGGAGUGCAUCUACAGAGAAAAGCCCGACCGCCUGCGGGACGAGGAAAUCACAGAGCUGGAGGAACGUCUCAAGAGCCUGAUUCUUCACCAGAACAUUAACAACAACAUGCCUUCCAAGGACUGCAUGUCACUGAACUCCCCAUCUCUACCUUCUCAAGGCAGCUCCCUUUCCCCACAAGUCACAUUUCUUUUUCAGGGACAACAGUUUGACAACAGAACACUCACACCAGAUGACCACCAGAAAUUUGCCAAGCUUGUGUCCAAGAAGUGGAAGCAAGUGGGUCGCUCUUUGCAGAAGAACUGCCGGGCCCUGCGAGAUCCUGUCAUAGAUAACCUGGCCCACGAGUACGACCGAGAGGGACUAUAUGAACAAGCCUAUCAGAUGCUUCUCCGAUUUAUCCAGUCAGAGGGGAAGAAGGCAACGAUAGCGCGACUGAUUGCAGCGCUGGAAGAAAAUGGUCUCACCAGCUUAUCUGAGGAGCUCUUGGGCCUCCAUUCCAAUGAGGAUGACUCCUAGAGCCCAAAGGGUAGUGGCAUUGCUGAGGGCUUUCUUGCUUUAGCUAGUGUAUGAGACUGCUGCCAGAAUCUGGGAAUGUAAAGCCUUGAAAAUCACCGCAGAUUUAUGUGCUGAAGGGAGUGCCCAGGGCAGAGUUUCUGUGCUCCCAGAAGCCAGCACGGGGCUCUGAUGUUCCUUAUUUCUUUCUGUUUCCAGAAGUCGAUGUUACUUUCCCGUGAACCACUGAGAGGCUUUCAGCCUGACUUCCUUCAGAACUGAAAUGUCACAGAGAAGCAGCCAGGCAAGUUAACGAGCCCCAGGGGAAGGUGGGAAGAGGUGAAAAGCAAGGAAGGCAUCUCAGAGAAUUUCUUUGGGAAGCAGACAAUGCCAGUGUUUCUCAGAUGUGGCCCAGGGCCAUCACCUGGAGAGCUGCAGUAUAUUUUGUUAUAUUGACAUUUAUGCCUUCAGGCAUGACACUGUGCAAAGACAAAGGAAAAGUCAAUUUUAUAUUGUUUUCUUUGUUCUUCAAAUGAGGAACGUCUGCAGCAAGUACACCUGUCCUGCUCUACUCCAGUGUAGUUCCUUCCUACAUCUCACCACGUGAAGGUUCCCCUUUACCUAGGACAGUCAUCGUCUUCCACAGGGCACAAGAUCGCUGCUGUAGAACAGAUUUCAGGCACUGAACAAACAACGUGGAUAAGCACAAAUUCAGAGGACGACUCCCGACUCUUUGAGGACCAUGGUGAACGAUAAUAUAUUGACUGCCUCACAUCUAGCACUUCCCACCAGCCUGGAGGAGUUUGUAUCUGUGAAAAGGAAAACACAGUGCUGCAAGAAAAAUAUACAGCCUUAGAGUCAGCAAGUUAUCUACAGGUCAAUGCUGUACAGUGCACUGCAGCAUCAAAUACCAGCCAGACCCUGCUGAGCAAGCCCCUCCAACCAUCUGGCUGCCAGUGCCUUUGCUCAACCUGUCCUUGGCCUGCUGAGUUCACCGGAGAGGGUUGCUUGCUCACACAUCCUAAGUGUCAGGAUUUGCACAGAGCCUUUCCAACAAUGAUGGUGGUGUUGCUGUGUGACACUUGGGCAUCACCUACUGUGCCUGGAUCUACCUGCCUUGCUUUUGAGGGCAAAAUAUUGCUUACAAGAGAAAGCACCCAAAACUCAGGGCCGAUUCGUGCUUUCAGUUCCAGUGAGAUAAGCCUACUGUCUCCUGGUGUGUUGAUGCAGACUGCAACAGAGCAGAGUUUAUACCUUUACCUAUACCAAAGCACAGAGCAACAAGUUUUUAGUACAGCACGGAUCCCAAGAACCACAACAACGAGCUUUGACGUAUUCCUUAAUUUUACUGAUACGUUUUUACUUAGGCUUCUCUGUUAAUUCUCUCCCUCCUUGAGCUUCCUAUCCAUGGGAAGGAACAGCCAGCUGAUGGGUCUUGGAAGUUAUGUCAGAUGGAGAAGGGGCAGAGGAGGGAAGAAUGUUUUCCAUGUCCUGUCCUCUCCCUUCCAGCAGUACCAGCACUCUCCUCAAAAGAAAACAAAUAUCUCUGCCAGGUUUCCUUUUGGGACCAGCACAGUGAUGCUGAUCUUCAUUAGUUUAGGCUGCAGUGGGACUGUACCUCAGAGCAUUUAGCUUUCCCCGGCUGGGGAACUCUCUUUGGCAGCAACCCACCUGGCCAAUGGUAUUAAAAAAAAAAAUCAGAAACUUGAAAAUUACCUUAAGAGCAACAGUGUUUGCUCUUUAUUUUGCAACAAAUAACUUUUCAGAAAAUAUUAUAUGCAUGGUCUGCUGCCUCAUUGAUAGUGAAUAUUUCUGAGUUCUCAGUCUAUAGGUAUUCGUGUGCUCAACGUUCAUUCACAUAAGGCAGUGGCCCACUGGUGCCAGCUUUUGUAUUGUCUCUUAGUGCUCAAAAUGAGAAAGGCUCAUUCUUCAGCAUCAGCUUCAAGUCCAGAAACCUUCCCUGCUGUUAUUACAGAGGACUAAGCAUGAACACUUUUUUCUAUUUUUUUUUUUUUAAUGCAAACCUUGUGCAUUUUAUUCUUCCACUAGCAAUUGGCCUGUGUGUUUCCUCUUACUCACAGAUUCCCUCCCAAAAGUGCCAUUAAGUGCUGGAGCUCCUGGCAACUUUUCUGGAAUAUCGUCAUCUUAAACAGCAUUCACAGCUACCUUCAUUGCAGAGGUGCAAAGGAAAGGGGUUUUCCAGUGAUAUUCCGUAGCGGAAUUAUCCUGAGUACAUGGGGUGGUUUGGGACCAUAGCUGGGAUGCUUCAUGCCUUCUUUUCAGAAAUUGGGUAUACUGGUUGUCAUAUGUAACGUGCAGUGCACAUUUGAUUCAGGUCUCAAGCAGACUCCUUCCUGCUAAAAGAGUUGAGGUUUUUGCGUAUCAUUUGGCACAAACAUAGAUAGAGGCAAUUUUCACAGAUGCCUUCUGAUAAAUUAGGACGUGAGAACCCAGUGUCAUUUGCAUUGAAUUGACAUGUGGUUAGAGUGUGACUCUGGACUUGGGCCUGUUUUAUCCAGAAGAUUUUACAGCUGUUUUGCACCACGGUGCCAGGACAUGGGAACUUACCGCACACAGGACAGGAGGAAGCACUCGCAAACAAAAAACAUUAGCAGAGAUUUGUUGAAGAAAUUAAGAGUCUUUACCUCUGAUAGCAAUGCAACGAAUGAAACCAGAGAAGGAGUUACAUGUUGGGGAUACUUGCUGGAAAGUUGGCACUCAGUGCUGGACGCUGGCUUUGUUCCUUUCCUGGGCAAAGUUGUUUCACACUGCCCUUACUCGGGUGCCAAGACAUGCAGGUGACCCUCCCUUUGUACUAUUUAUACUGAUUAGCUGAUGUCUAGUGUGUGAGAUAGGCGAAGAGCAGAGCUGCAGCUGAAUUGGACCUCAUCCCAUGACAGCACUUCCCUAUGUGUAGAGAUACGCCUGAAAAAAAUACUGACGGGGGAGGCAGUCAAACAUGCAUCAAACCAGCACACAAUAUUAAAAGCAAAUGAAGAUUGUAAUCAGUCCUAUAUAAAAAAAAAUGAAAUAAUAGACAAAAUCUAAAAUGAACAGCAGAAACCAGGCCAAAACACGUGUCCAAGGAGGGAUCCAAGAGGGCUUUUGUUGUGGUGCAGACUGUUUCUGUGGUUUUAGCAGUGUUUCAGAUUUGAAAGAGGCUUCUUUCAGUCUGCCAGAAGGAAUAAAAACACAUCCAAAGGAGGAUUUGAGAGACUUGUUUUGGCACAGCAGAGCUACAUCUGGGCAGCUAGAAAGAGUGGAAGUCAAAGUGCACAGAAUUUCACAUGAGGUUUCUCAGAAAGUAAACAGAAGGAGCACCCAGAUGUAAAACAGGCACGAAGGAAAGCACUGGACUGCCCUGGAGGACAGAGCCAGCAAAAGGCCUCUUGGAUGCCGGUGGAAAAUACACCAUGGAUUUUAAUUUUCCUGCUGAAGAAGAACACGUGUCAUCCCAGCUGAUUAAUCAAAGCAGGGGCAGAGAAGGUGCUUUCGGCCAGCUUUAGCUCUCACAAGCUGCAGCUGCCUAUGGACGAGUUGACUCAAAAAGAAGGACAGGGUUUUGGUGUUACUGACUGGAUUUGAAAAUCACAAGCCAGAUCAAAAAGAAAUAAUUAAAUUCACUUCCAGUUUUUCACAGCAAGUCAAAUUAAAAACAAAUGUCAAUUGACCAGUUGCAGCAAUGCUAUCCAGGGCUCCACACAGUUGCAGAGGCAGAUACAUGGAUUAUUUUUAAUGCAGAAUGGGAUGCUAAUGUCUGAGCACUGCAGGUUACAGAACUUCAGGUGAGUCUCAGCUAAAAUGGUUUGCUGGAGUUUCAUAGGAAGUCUCAGUACCGUAUCUGUUUCACAGCCUGGGGGAAACUGCAGCAGAAAAUGUCUCCUGCACUGCUGUCUGCCCAGAUAGGGCAACAUUAAGGUCAAAAAGCAUGUAGGCUGAGGGAAACCACCUGCUUGGGGAAGUCAUAGGUGCCUGGGGAGGAAAUUGCUCCAGCAAAAGGUCUUCUCCUCGUGUGAAGAAAUUGUGUUUUUUUCCCCUCUUGCCAUUCACUGAAAAAUCUGCUUCAGCACUGAGGAGAUGUCCUGCUGCCAGGGCCACCUCCGCCCUUCCAGAGUUACCUCAGAGCCACCCGAGUCACACCACAGCAACUCUCCACUGGCUCAGAAACCUAACAUGGUGCAUAAAGCACCGAGGGGCCCCAAACUCACUUGUUUAGUUUAACCGAAAGUUCCUAUGCAGCUACGAACCUCUGGCGUUGCACAUCUGAAACCAAGGCAAUACUGGAACGGGGAUAGAGAGGGUUUCUUCAGUCCAGCCCACACAUCGGAGCGGAUGAGUGGGAUUGGUGAGGUGCUCUGCUUCUCACGGCUGGGUCUGCCCAUUUGCUUUUGCACAGUGAUGGGCCCAACUGGUGAGGCAAUUUUUAAGGCCUGAAGUCAAAAAACUACAUCUUUUUUUUUUUUCCUUCUCUGGAUUUCACUGGGCCUGAACUCUUAAAGCCAGUGAAGGAGUUUGGCCAGAGAUCUCUAAUUGAAAUCAGUUGGAGAUCUGUGGUCAAGUCCCUUAGUCAUCAGUGGAAAAAUCCCUCACUGACCUUCUACUUCCAAAUUUCCACAAUAUGCAGCAUCAGAUUGGGAUCAGCCAUCUGCAGCUGUGGGCUGCAAAGCCAUGCGUACUCAGGUCUGGGGCAUUCAACCUCCACGGUAUUGUCUUCUAUAGAAAAAAAAAAUCACUUUGGUCUAUUUUUCCAUUCUCUUUUAUAAAUAAACAUAUACUUUUGACAAAAAGA